Molecule: messenger RNA, 2861 nt
Organism: Pseudomyrmex gracilis
Lineage: Eukaryota; Metazoa; Arthropoda; Insecta; Hymenoptera; Formicidae
Product: mitochondrial import inner membrane translocase subunit Tim22
Exons: 4
Coding region: 420-1007 (195 amino acids)
Biological process (GO): protein insertion into mitochondrial inner membrane
Cellular component (GO): TIM22 mitochondrial import inner membrane insertion complex
Molecular function (GO): transmembrane protein transporter activity
Source: RefSeq, a predicted model, not a curated record
UCUCCCGACUAGCAGUCCAUGUUUAUAUUAGUGUAUAUUAGUCAAAGGUUAAAAUACACUGUAAAUUUCUUUAUUUUUUUUUAAUAUUUAAGAGCCAAAUUGCAAACUUCGUCCGCAUUGCGAACAAGUAUUGUGCGAGGAAUGAGAUAAAAUAAGGCUCUUGAAGAAACAUUAAUUUUCCAAGUCAGAAAAUUUGAACGAUAUGAGCGUAUGUAUCUAAAGUGCAGCCGAUUGCUGAAGGUGCGACAAGGAAAGAUAACUGUGCUAUCUUUUUCUCUCUCAUAUCAACUCGGAGUUUGUUAGUCUCACUGCUGCCGGACUUUAAAACAUCACACGUGAAGAGCAAGAUAUUUGAUUCUCGUUAUGAUGUAAAAAUACAGAAAAUAUUUUUACUCGAGUUUUUUUUUACAAGAUUUAAAAUGUUUCCUAUUGAUUUGACGAAAACGGCCGCACCGUCACCUGACGAUGAGGAUAAGAGAGUGUUUUUGAACGAUGCCGAAUUAGACAAGAUUGCUAUACACUUUGUUGGAAAUCUCCAACGCUUUAGAGAAAAUAUCAUAAUUCCCAGAAUGUUGGGGCCUGUACAGAUAAAAAGUAUUGAAGAAAAAAGGGUAGAAAGUGUGAUGGAAAGUUGCGCAUUUAAGAGCAUCAUGAGUUGUGUUAUUGGAUAUGGUUUGGGAGCAGCUAUUGGUCUAUUUUCUUCUAGUGUGAAUCCUAACAUAGCCAGCGUUGAAAAGCAACAAACCACGCGAGAAAUAUUCAGAGAGAUGAAGACCACGACACUCAGUUAUGCCAAAAACUUUGCAGUCGUCGGAUGUAUAUUUUCCGCCAUCGAAUGCACAAUAGAAUCGUACAGAGGUAAAACAGACUGGAAAAAUGGCACAUAUGCUGGAGGCGUAACAGGUGGUUUAAUUGGCUUAAGAGCCGGAAUUAAAGCGGGAAUAGUCGGCGCUGCGGGCUUUGCAGCAUUCUCCACGGCGAUAGAUUAUUACAUGCAUAAAUCUUGAAUCAUAUAAGUUAUAUAAACUUGUUGGAAAAUAUAUUUGUAUAAAAGUGUAAUAUAAAAAUUUACGCAAAAAAAUUGGUGCAAUCUGUGUGUACAACUUCGUAUAAAAACCUGGAGAAAUGUGUUUUACAUGUAAAAACUGCUCACAGAACUAUUCCUGUCACAGAAGCAUAAAAUAUAUAUUUUUUUAAUAUUGCUAUAUAUAUAUAUACUGUCUAAGCCUAAGAUAUCAAUAUUUAGUCUCAAAAAUUGUAAGUAUAUAAAAACAUUUUUCUUAUAUAAUUAUUAUAAAUCUGUGUAUAGUCGUCUUUCACGUAGUUUUUUUUUUUUUUUUUUUUUUUCAGAUUAUAUAAAAGCAAUUCGCAGGAAAACACUCUUGUCACGUGAAAUACACAUAGAAAGUUAUAAAGUCUUCAGUCGCAUUCAUCUUGAAAGGAUCCUAUCUACUCGCUGCCAUCUUGAAGUAUGACGUCAGAAGCGAUUGAAAAAUAUACGCGUUUUAAAGCCAUCUAAUUUUUGUUACACUAAAGUUUUUUUACCUUUAACGUGAAUGCUUGAAAACAACAAUCGGAUCAUAACGUGGGAUGACAUUGCGGAAGAACCAAUUUUUGGUUUUAGACGGCACGUACCAUAAUAACGUCGUAAUUCAAGACGGUUGCGAUAAUAUCCACGACUAUUUCUAUCGCGGUACAUCGAUCAUUUAUUUACGAAUAUCUAUAGAAAUACUUUACCUAUUUAUUACAUAUAUUUCACGGACUUACACAGAAGAGUCUAAAACAAGUCACAAAUUACGAAACUACAAAGCAAAGAAAAUCAAGUAUACAAAUGUAAUCUAAUCAUAAACUUUGGACUGCUUUCUUCAAAAAUGUAGUUUCGUAUUUUUGUACUUAUCUCUCUCUCUCUCUCUUCUUUUAGACUCCUUUAUAUAGUUAUAUUAUUUGAAGAAUAAUCAAGUAUAAAAAGAGUACAAACGCUUUUCAAUAAAAACAUUUAACUAUAAGUUCCUCCUAUUGAGUGAGUUGUAUCAACAGUCUCUAAAACUUUUGUCUCGAAUUAAAACUUAUUACAUGAGAUUCUUUAAAAAACCUUUAUCUGCACUUACAAACAUAUUGCUCAUAUGGAAGCGAUAAUUUCCUCUCGUGAGACUCCUGGAUUUUCGUUUUUUUUUUUUUUUUUCAACAGCAAAGCGAGGAAAAAAAUCGGUGUUUUGGUUGACGUCAGGAGCGAAAUUGUUCGUGUGUGUAUCGUUGCGUAGACAAAGUAUCACAAAAUAAAUGCAAAACGACAUAUUAAUCCUGCGCCAGCGAACCUCAGGAUCAGUUUUUGACGGUUCAGUCAGUCAGACACGUUUAGAAAAUAAAAACUUUUUUGGAAACAACAUAACCCUGAGUUCGUUGUCGGAGGUUUAACGAUAGCAACAUUUGUCGUUAGCAAUUAUAUAGAUUCGCCCGACAGAAGCCUUAACUAUUUAAUUAAAAUGUCUAUAACAAACUAUAUAUUCGCAAAGUGUUCGCAUAUUAAUACUAUGCUAAAAAACGGUUAUUUUUUUCAUUUCUUAUAUGUAUACAUAAUAUUUAUACAUGUUAUAGACGUAUAUAGAUUGCAAGGCACUUUCCGCGGAUUAUUUCUUUUUUUACUCUUCUUGGUUUUAUUCUAUUACAUCUUUUCGUUUGAUCUGAAAUAAGAGCUCUUUUUUUUUUUUUGUAUCAUAAGCUUAUUGUAUAAAAUAUUUGGUAUAUUUUUUCCUUUGAUAUGAGAAAUUACAUUUGCACAGUUAAAAUCUGAAUUUUAUAAAAAGAAGUUUCGACAUAUGAUUCUGAUAUUUACUUUUUUUUUAAUAAUCUUAUAAUCUUAA